Messenger RNA from Pyrenophora tritici-repentis Pt-1C-BFP, 1563 nucleotides. RefSeq names its product GltA, Citrate synthase. The record is from RefSeq and is a predicted model, not a curated record. Gene Ontology annotation, molecular function: 2-methylcitrate synthase activity. Lineage: Eukaryota; Fungi; Ascomycota; Dothideomycetes; Pleosporales; Pleosporaceae. Gene Ontology annotation, cellular component: mitochondrial matrix. Gene Ontology annotation, biological process: tricarboxylic acid cycle; carbohydrate metabolic process.
GAACUUCCAUUGAGCUUGUCAAUUGACCUGUUCUUCAAUCUGUGUGUUGAGUAAUCGUUGCUUUCCCCCACGUCCUACCCCACAUUGAGCUAGCCAUGGCAUUGAGCGCACGAUCAGCUUCCAGAGCUCUACGAGCUGCAAAGGCGCGUCCUUUUGUCUCUGUACAAGCAUGCAGCUAUUCAUCCUCUUCGGAGCCUGAUCUCAAGACUACUUUCAAGAGGGUUCUGCCUGCAAAGCGCGAGCUCUUGAAAAAGGUCAAGGCACAGAGCGACAAGAAGCUUGGUGAUGUCAAGGUCGAGAAUGCUCUGGGCGGCAUGAGAGGUCUCAAGGCCAUGGUCUGGGAAGGUUCAGUUCUCGACGCGAACGAGGGUAUCCGAUUCCAUGGCAAGACGAUCAAGGAUUGCCAGAAAGAGCUGCCCAAGGGUACUUCUGGCACCGAGAUGCUUCCCGAGGCCAUGUUCUGGCUUCUUCUCACUGGCGAAGUGCCAUCAGUAUCACAGACUCGCGCACUGUCACGAGAGCUCGCUGAAAAGGCCAGCAUUCCCAAGUUUGUCGAGAAGAUGCUAGAUGACUUCCCCAAGGAUCUCCACCCCAUGACACAAUUCGCAUGCGCUGUCUCAGCAUUGAACUACGAGUCCAAGUUCGCAAAGGCCUACGAGAAGGGCAUCAACAAGGCCGACUACUGGGAGCCUACCUUUGACGACUGCAUCAGCUUGCUCGCGAAACUGCCUACCAUCGCCGCGAAAAUCUACCAGAACGCAUACCGUGGUGGAGGUGCUCUUCCGGCAGAGGUCGACUUGAACCAAGAUUGGGCAUACAACUUUGCUGCCAUGUUGGGCAAGUCAGGCAAGGAGAACGAGGGUUUCCAGGACCUCCUCCGGUUGUACCUGGCUCUGCAUGGUGACCACGAGGGUGGCAAUGUCUCUGCACACGCAACACAUCUGGUCGGCUCAGCGCUCAGCGACCCCUUCUUGAGCUACAGCGCUGGUCUCCAAGGUCUGGCUGGACCCUUGCACGGUUUGGCUGCUCAGGAGGUGCUGCGUUUCAUCCUCGACAUGCAAAAGGUCGUCGGUGAGAAGUUCACCGAAAAGGACGUCAACGAGUUCCUUUGGAGCGUUCUCAAGUCUGGACGUGUGAUUCCGGGAUACGGACACGCCGUGUUGAGGAAGCCCGACCCGCGAUUUGAAGCUCUCAUGGACUUUGCAAACGCGCGACCAGAAAUCGCAGCAGACCCUGUCUAUCAGCUAGUGAAGAAGAACUCUGAAGUUGCACCCGAUGUACUCAAGGAGCACGGCAAGACUAAGAACCCCUUCCCCAACGUCGAUUCGUCUUCGGGCGUCCUCUUCCACCACUACGGCUUCAAGGAGACGCUCUACUACACUGCGACUUUCGGUGUCAGUCGUGGUCUGGGCCCGCUCGCACAACUCAUCUGGGACAGGGCACUGGGUCUGCCUAUCGAGCGACCAAAGUCGAUUAACCUUCAGGGUAUACUGGAUCAGGUUGGCGCGUAAGCAUAGAGGUAGUACCUUUGACCAUAUGACUGUAAUGAAUACCACUGCUUCC